This is a messenger RNA of Hylaeus anthracinus, 3602 nucleotides long. It is a transcript of the gene rha, whose product is annotated as centrosomal protein of 120 kDa. The record is from RefSeq and is a predicted model, not a curated record. The coding region runs from base 416 to 3382 and encodes 988 amino acids. Gene Ontology annotation, cellular component: centriole; centrosome. NCBI's taxonomy places the organism in Eukaryota, Metazoa, Arthropoda, Insecta, Hymenoptera, Colletidae. Gene Ontology annotation, biological process: centrosome cycle; positive regulation of centriole elongation; interkinetic nuclear migration. The transcript is spliced from 11 exons.
UUUUACCCUUUUCCCUUUUUCUUCUACUUUUAUAUUUAUUAUACUUUUUUCCGUGUUAUGCACGUUAUGUUUUGUUUUGUUAUGUUUUGUACCGUUACGAUAAAUUAAUAAUAACUUAGUAAAUAUAGAAAUGUUGUUACCAAGCUAUUAUUGUUCAGCUAAUUAUCUAUCUGCAUCUAUCCGAUGACAAUAUGGCGUUUUUUCGAAUUUUCAAACGGAAUGAAAGAAGUAGAAUAAAACAAUGAUCGUAACCGCGAGAUUUGUGACUGACCUGUGACAUUUUGAAACUAAAAUGUUGUGACAUUAAGUGCCUCUGUUACCAUGGAAACCAAUUUGAAUUUUACCAAUUUCUUUUAUAUUCGUUAGCUAUUUGCAGAGUUUAUUUUUAUAAUUUUUGUGUAUUAUAUUGCGUAUCAUGGAAGAAUUAGUGAGUUCUGAUGUUCGUAUUGUUCUAAACAUAAAAGAAGGUAAAGGAUUUGAACAAAUUCUACUACCAACUAUGGUGGUAGCUACUUUAAAUGGUCAUUCGCUAGAAACUGAAAGGAUAGACCCAAGCCCAAAUCCCCAAUACGAUCAUGCCUUAGUUUGGGAAAUAGAUAAACACAGACUUAGAAAAAUGAGAUCUGGACAAGUCCCAUUAAAAUUAGAAUGUUUUGCUAUUAAAAGCAAUGAUAGUAAAGAGAAAUUGGGAUACUUUUUGCUUAGUCUACGAUCUGCACAAGUUUUUUAUAAAAAUGGUGAUGAGGAUGUAAAGUUCCAUUGGCAUAAACUGUUAGGAUUGAGAAGCGAUCUCAAAAUACAUAAGCCUGAGUUACUACUCGGUUUAAGUAUUCAUGACCAAGAAUCUACAAUAUUAAAUUCUCGGUCAGAGUUAAAGAAUUCAGAAGAAUCUAAACAAACAGAUAUUGAACCCAACAAGUUAACUCCAAUUUUGCUUCGUGACGAACGUCUUAUACAACUAGGUCCCUUAGAUAGUUGUCACGAGUUAUUCUUGAUGAAUGUCAUAGCCAUAUCUGCAACAAAUAUAGAUUUAUUAUUACCAACGAAAUAUUAUACAGACAUGAAAAAUAAUUUAUAUUUAUGGUGUAAAAUAUUAGAAAAUGAUAUAUAUUUUAAUCAAACUAAAAAAGAAUAUGGAGAACUUUGGAUACUCAAUGAAAAAAUUGUAAUAAGGAUCAGAAGUUCAUUAAAAAUGUUGAAGUUAUAUUUACAACUAAAGCCAUUUUUAUACAUAUAUUUGAAAUAUAAAGAUAAUAUACUAGGUCAGUCAAAAGUUAAUUUACAACCACUAGUUCCUACCGACGAUAUCGACGAAUUUUUAAAAACUGUUGCAAAUAAUAACAGUAUUUUAAAUCAGCGAUGUUAUUUAUACAAAGAAGAUCCCAAUAAAAAUGGUGAAAUAGAAUGUAAAAGUUCAUAUCUCGAUUUACAACUAAAAUUGCAGUAUGUAGGAAAUAAAACAGAUGUAGCAAUGGAUAUUUCAAAUCCAAUAAUCAAAGAUAUAGAUGCUCCUAAUUCUACUAAAGAACAAAAAACUGAUUUGAAACAAAUAGUAAGUCGUUCCAUCCCAACUUGUAAUUUCAAAUUUGUGAGCACAAUAGAUAUUAACAGUAAAAAAAACAGGAAUAAACAUUUUUACUUUUUUUUUAAAUAUAAUUUUCAGAAUUAUAGUGAAAUAGACUGCCACAGAAAUCCUGCUGGUGAUUUUGGAAAAUGCACCACUGGAAUUAAAAUGUUCAAUUUUUCAAAUGAAUGUAAUAUUCUAAAUAAUCAUUCUUUAAGUUGUAAUAUUACAAAAACUCAACCAAUUAAAACUGUAUGCUCACAGUCAAUUGACAGACCACCAUGUCAUUGUAGUGACAUCGAAUAUUCUAAAAGUGUAGAAGCAUAUCGUUGCUACUGCUUGAAGAUUCUAUUGAUAACAAUUAAAUCAAUAUCUCCAAAACUUACUGUACCAGAUAUUGAAAUUCGGUUCCAUCACCCCAAAACUGAAAUCAUAUCAACAUUUUAUCCAAAAACGCCACUUUUAUUAGGAGAGAAAAUGAAAUUACAAGAUAUGGGAUGCAAAUUACAUUUUAUAUCACCAACAGAUGAAAUUAAACAUUUGUUGUCAUCUUACCCACCUAAAAUUAGUGUAUAUAAAACAGAAGGAAGUACCAAAACAUGUAUUUCACAAAGUAUAAUUGAUAUAAAACCAUUGUUUCAUCAAAAUAAGUCUGAAUGUCAGUGCAAUGUACCAUUGUAUGACAUGGAUCAAAAUAAUAUUGGUAAUUUAGAUAUUAUGUUAAACUUAGAGGACAAUGGUCCAUAUUAUAGAAUUAAAAAAAAAACACCUAGUGAAAAUUUGGGACCACCAAUCUUAGAUGAUAGUUUAGCAUACAAAAUAGUAGAUGAAUUGGAAACAUGGAAAGAACGGCAAAAAGAAAUAUUUAAAGUUGAGUUGAAAAGAAAAGAAGAUCGACAUUUAAAUUUACUAAGUCAGGAAUGGCAAAAACACCGAGAGAAUUUAGAAGCAAAACUUGCAUGUAGCGUUGAACAAUGUAAAAUGUUGGCAAACAGUUUAAAUAAUGCUACAGACGACUUACGAACACGAAGAUUAAAAAGUCUUGAAAAAGAAACUAGAUUAAUUAAAGCAAAUGAAGAUUUGCAAUGGCGAUAUGAAACGAAAUUACGAGAGCUCAAAGAAUCGUUUCAUGCAAUGCAAGAAGAACUUAUCUCUAAGAUCAAUGCCCUUGAAAAAAGAAAGACUGCCUUAGAAACGCAAGUUGAACAAUUAAGUACUGAAAAUGAAAAAUUGCAAUUAUUAGUAAAAAAACAAUCAGACGAAUUAGGAUCUUAUCAAAAGGGAUCUUUAACGCAAGAUCAAACGGCGAACUUGUUACAGGAAUUAAAAACACUUGAAGCAAAAUUACAAAAUGUACUUGAAAGUAAAUCAUUUUUCAAAGAACAAUGGGCCAAAGCAGUUCGCGAAAUACAUCGUAUGAAAAUGGAGCAUCAACAAGCAAUACAAGUUCAAAUAAAAAAUAGUAAAGAAGAAUUGCAAAACUUAGAUCUAGAAGAGAUACUAUGUGCAGACUCCACUGCUUUAACAGAUGACAAAAUUUUGUUAAAUCAAAUUCAAAAGGAAAUCGAUGUGAUCAAACCAAAACCAUCAUUUAUUGAAAAAGAUGCAUACUGCCAAGUUUUUACGCCGACUAAUAUAGGUCCAACAAUUUCACAAAGCAAUAGUAAAAAUAAAUUAAAGAUUUCGGGAGAAAACGAUGAAAGAUUACAAGCGCUACUUGAAGAACGUGAUUCUCUCUUAAAAACUGGCAGUUAUACGAUCGAUGAUACAGUUAUUAUGAAAUUGAAUACAGAAAUAAGAUCUUUAAUGAUGAAGUAAUUAAUAAAUUUAUUCCUGUAUGUGAAUUGUGUACUAUACAGUAUAUACAUUAAUAUUAAUAAAUACACUAGUGUACACUUUAUUUUCAUAAAUUAUUUUUAGAAAAUUAUUAAUAAAAUAGUAACAAUAUUAAUAUAGAAUAUUUUAUAAUUCCGUUUAGAUGUGUAUGUGUGUAUUGAAAUAAAUGCAUUGGAUCAGUUUUAAUUGUAGUUCAUUUAUU